AUGGAUAACAAAUGUCUAACCGAUUUCAUAGUCCAUACGGAUUGGCACAACCGGAUCCGUAUCCAGCACGCCCUUACGAAGUUCUACCUUUGUUUUAACAAGCGCAGAAAAUUGGUUACCAGGGCCGGAAUCGCCUAUUUCACUCGGUUCCGAUCCGAAGAACGCUCGUCGACAAGAUACUCGAUUACCGGCCAUCAUCCACUCGCCCGCCCCGGUGUCGCCCUCCGUGUUCGACAGCGACUGGAACCUCUUCCACGCUCCCGAGGCCAUCGUCGGCUCCUCGUCUUGGACGGACGUGACGAUCCCGCUCGAAAGCUCAAGUUCCACAACAUCACCAAGUCGUUCAUCGGCCGUGGCCGCUUCGGAGUGGUCCAAAAAGCCGACUACUACGGCGACGUCGCCGUGAAAUUUCUCGACAUGGACCACGUUGAACGAGGGCAGCGAAGGGACGAAUUUAUGAAGUGUGUCGAGAAUUUCAAGGCUCUCUCCUAUCUCCACGCGAAGAACAUCAUCCACGGAGACCUGCGAUCCAAGAACAUCUUCGUCGAGCAAAGACGGCGCGUCCUCGUCACUGACGUCGGCCUCUUCAGCAUGAAGCGUAUGAAGAAUCCUCAUCGAAAAUACACAAUCAUCACCCCGACUUCAUGGCUGCCCUACCUCGCGCCGGAGCUGAUCACCGAGAUUGCCGACGACUUCAGAGAAUUGCCUUCCAACGAGGAGACGGACGUCUAUGCUUUGGUACCAUCUGGCAUGAGCUUCUCGUCGGGCGACUCCCCUGGUCUGGCAGCCCCCCUGAAACAAUCAUCUGGCGGGACUGCCCAUUUGACGGAAUAUGGAUCCUCUCCGCCUGCUGGUCACGACCCACAUCCGAUCGACCAUCAUUCCCCGAACUCCUCCACGACAUGCGCCAGAUGCCAACGCUCAAAGUUUCUUCCACCUCCUCCUCGCCACCCA
This is a messenger RNA of Mesorhabditis spiculigera, 954 nucleotides long. Lineage: Eukaryota; Metazoa; Nematoda; Chromadorea; Rhabditida; Rhabditidae. The record is from the annotation of a GenBank genome assembly.